AUGUUGGACCCUCUGAUUCUAGCUAUAGCGCCUGGCAUUUAUUUCCUUUACUCCAUACUUAGUAUAAUACACUCAUUAUACCUUCAUCCCUUACGACACAUUCCGGGUCCUAAAUCAUGGAUCAUCCUUCCACUUUUCCGACACAUUUCAGCAGUCCGAGGGCGAUUAGAUACCGACAUACAUCGCUUCCAUGAGAAGUACGGCCCUGUGGUGCGCGUCACCCACAACGAAGUCUCCUUCAACACAGCAGAAGCAUGGAACAGGAUUCACGGGUAUGGCCACCAUGAACUACCAAAAGUGUCGAGCUCCGCUGCCAACCCGAGGGACAUAGUUAGCGCCAACGCAGCAGACCACAGUCGGUUCCGCAAAGCCCUAUCACCCGCCUUUUCCGCCAAGGGCUUACAGGCCCAGGAGCCCCUCAUCAACAGCUACGUAGACAAACUGAUCUCCCGUUUGAAAGAUAUCGCAGAGUCACAGCUGCCAGCUGAUAUGGUCAAGUGGUACAAUUUGACCACCUUCGACAUUAUCGGUGACUUGGCUUUUAAAGAACCUUUUGGAGGUCUUGAAAGCUCUCAGUAUCACUAUUGGGUUGCAACGAUCUUCCAAUUCCUCAAGCUCUUACCAUUCCUCAAGUUAAGAGAUGCAUACCCGACAAUAUUCAAACUCAUAGCCCUCGCCAUGCCAAAAACACUCCUAAAUGCACGGGAGCGGCAACGGGCACAUACUAGGAUAACUGUUCAGAAGAGACUCGACAAUGCAUCGAAGUAUGAUCGAGGGGAUUUUAUGGAUUCGAUGUUGCGGAAUAGCGGCACAAAAGACGGCUUGACUCACGAAGAGCUUGUGGCUAAUGCUAACGUUCUUAUUAUUGCUGGCAGUGAGACAACUGCCACGAUCCUCUGCGGCGUCACAUAUUGGCUCCUAAAGAGCCCCGACGCUCUCACGAAAGUAACCACCGAAGUUCGUUCCAUCAUGAAGUCCGAGGCCGAUAUUUCCGUCAGCUCUGUGGCCGCGAAGCUCCCAUACAUGCAAGCUUGCAUCGAUGAAGCGUUUCGCAUGUAUCCUCCUGUUCCGACCGGGCUCACACGUAUGACUAUCGAGCCGACCCUCAUCUCGGGCUAUGAAAUCCCACCUGGCACCAAAGUAUUUGUGCAUCCGAUUGCUGCAUAUUACUCACCUCGUAACUUCCACGCACCGGAGCGCUAUCUUCCUGAGCGGUGGUUACCAGAAGCUAAAACAGACCCGGCUUCGCCAUUUUUUUCGGAUAACCGAGAAGUCCUCCAACCUUUUUCCAUUGGUCCUCGUAACUGCAUCGGGAGGAACCUGGCUUUUGCUGAAAUGCGAGUAAUAAUAGCCCGUCUGCUGUGGAAUUUUGAUAUAGAGAUUUGCGAGGAAAGUAAGAACUGGUCAGAUCAGAAGACUUUUACUUUAUGGGAGAAGCCUCCAUUGAUGUGCAAGUUGUCUUUGCGCAACUAG
Molecule: messenger RNA, 1473 nt
Organism: Aspergillus welwitschiae
Lineage: Eukaryota; Fungi; Ascomycota; Eurotiomycetes; Eurotiales; Aspergillaceae
Product: cytochrome P450
Exons: 2
Coding region: 1-1473 (490 amino acids)
Molecular function (GO): iron ion binding; heme binding; oxidoreductase activity, acting on paired donors, with incorporation or reduction of molecular oxygen
Source: RefSeq, a predicted model, not a curated record